GAAUUUCGAGUUCUGAAGAAAUACACUUAUAUUUUCAACUUUAACACAGUUUAUACCCUUACGAAGGCACCACAUGCCUGUGUCUAGGCAUUUUACGAUCCUUUAUGGAUCCCAGACGGGACAAGCUCAAGCUAUAGCCGAAGAAAUUCACGAAAAGUCAUCACAAAAUGGCCUUGAAACAAAGCUUUUCUGCCUCAGCCAAACUGAGAAGAAGUUCUCUCUUGAACGAGAACCCGUGGUUGUCUUCGUUGUUUCAACCACAGGAGAAGGUGAUCCACCAGAUACGAUGUUAAAGUUCAUGAGACGACUGAAGAAAAAAACUUUACCAUCAGAUCAUCUUAAAAAUUGCCAGUAUGCAUUGCUAGCCCUUGGGGACACAAACUACACAAAUUUCUGUAAUAAUGGAAAAACUUUGGACAGAAGAUUACACGAUCUUGGAGCAAAGCAUUUCUAUGAUACAGGCCAUGCUGAUGAUGCGGUUGGGUUGGAGUUAGUUGUAGAGCCUUGGAUUGAUGGGUUGUGGGAUGCAGUUAAAGAGUGUUUGGGAAUGAAUGAGAUCAGUAAUGAAAGUGUUGAUGAUUUGCAUGAUGGCAAAGGUAAUGACAUUCAAGAUGUGGGCAAAGACAGUAAUUCAGCUUCAAGUGUAAUACACAAUGGGAAACCACAAGGCAUUGAAGAAAAUAACCAAAAGAUUGAGAGUGAAAUUCAGAAGAAUAGUAAAGAAAAGGAAAAUCCUAUUGAGUCCUCUCCUAGAGAAUCGAUGUCCAAUGACAAUCGAAAAAAUAACAGUGAGAAUUGUAUCCCUAAUGAGACCCCUACCAUUCAACCUCAAGCAUCGUUGAAGAGAUCAGUAGAGCCACUUUCUUCAAGCAGUCUAUCAAUCCCACUGUGUUCUCCACCAUAUCUGGAAAUAGAUUUUGAGAGCGAGAAUACUAUGCCUUCAAAAGAUGACCUUUCACAUGGUAGACAGUCAUUAUCAAUGGCAACCAUAGUAUCUGCCAAGCAGUUGACUGCAAAUGAUGCUGUGAAAACAGCCCUGGAAAUUGAAUUGGAUAUUACAGACUGUGGCUUAGACUAUGAACCUGGGGAUUCUUUUGAUAUUUUGUGCAGCAAUAACGAAGAUGAAGUUUCUGAGUUGAUUGGCAGACUUGGGCUUGACGAUGCAGCAGAUAUCCCAUUUAGGACAAGUGUAAUACCAUCCACUACAAAAAAGGUAGCAUCUAGGCCAAAGCACAUCCCAGAGUUAUGUACAAUGAAACAUGCUUUCCUCAACUGCUUGGAAAUAAGAGCUGUCCCCAAAAAGGCUCUUAUUCGUAUGUUAGUAGAGUACACCGAAAACCCUCAAGAGAAACGCAGACUUCAAGAAUUGUGCAGCAAGCAAGGUAGCAGUGAUUAUCAUGCUUUUGUGAGGGAACCAAGUGUUUGUUUACUAGAAAUACUAAAGGCAUUUCCUUCAUGUAAGCCUCCAUUUCAAAGAUUAUUAGAACACCUUCCUCAUCUUAGCCCAAGACCGUAUUCCGUAUCAAGCUCACCUCUGUCAGACCCAUGCAGGCUUAAAUUUGUCUUCAAUGUGGUUGAAUUUUCACCUUUUGAAGAUUUGCGCUGUAACAGAAAGGGAGUCUGCACUGGAUGGCUCAGUAAAGUUACAAAAGAAAUGAAAAGCAUGGGUCAAGAUGAUGAUAACCUGUCAAAUGAGUUUAGGAACAUCGACUUGUCCAAUCGAUCAAGUAACAAAAUCAUCCAAGUACCAGUCUCUGCUAGAAAAAAUCCUGGCUUCAGGCUCCCAGAAGAUUUAAAGGUGCCAACUAUCAUGAUUGGUCCAGGGACUGGGGUUGCACCUUUUUUAGGUUUCUUGGAACACAGAAAGCUUCAGAUUGAAAGGUGCAAUGGAGACAAACAAAAGGGUGAGAUGUGGCUCUUCUAUGGUUGUCGACACAGAGAAAAGGACUUCCUUUACAAGGAAGAAUUGGAAUCUUACCAUCAUUCAGGAAUCUUGGAUCAUUUAGUUGUCAGCUUUUCUAGAGAAAACUCAGAUUGUUUAUGUCCACGCUAUGUUCAAGAUAAUUUGAAACUACACGCAGCCAAUUUAGGAAAUUUGUUGUUUAAUAACCAUGCGGUGGUGUAUGUGUGUGGUGAUGCAAAGAAUAUGGCAAAAGAUGUGUUCACAACUUUCUGUGAUAUUAUAGAGCAACACUUAGGGGUGAGCAAGGCUGAAGCAAUCAAAGAGAUGGCCAAGUUGAGAGCUGAAAAGCGAUACCAUGAAGAUGUAUGGACAUAAAAUGAGACUGCUUUUCUUGCAUAUUAGUUCACAUUGAAAAUCAAAAAUGCCAUAGAUUUUUGUCAUUACUUUGAAAAUCCCUACCACAAGAAGUUGAAUUUUCUAGUAGGUUUUAGCAAGUUCUUGGAAUUGAUUGCCAGUGACUUAAUUAUUUUAUUUACUUAUUAUUGUACUAGCGAUAUUACACUGUGCAUGACAAAGGAAGAAGAUACAAUUAUUAUAUUGGAUAUAUAGCAUUCUGAAAAUGCUAAACUCCUUAUUGUUAUUUAAGAAAGCCUUUGUGGAGUUACAGAUAUUGAAAAAUAAUUUGAAAGUGGCAAGGCUCAGAUCGUUCGAUCAAAUAUCAAUCAUUUUCCCAAAAGAAUAAAUCAGAUUUGUGUUAAUUAUAGGAGUUUUGUAAAAAAAAUAUAUUUUUCGUCUUUUUGGCUAACCACAUUCAGUACAAGAAUAUGAAAUUGUUACAAGAUGAAGUUCACGCUUUUGAUGGUAAAUAAAAGUAUAUUAUGCUCUG
This is a messenger RNA of Actinia tenebrosa (Australian red waratah sea anemone), 2789 nucleotides long. RefSeq names its product methionine synthase reductase. The record is from RefSeq and is a predicted model, not a curated record. Gene Ontology annotation, molecular function: [methionine synthase] reductase (NADPH) activity; flavin adenine dinucleotide binding; FMN binding. Lineage: Eukaryota; Metazoa; Cnidaria; Anthozoa; Actiniaria; Actiniidae. Gene Ontology annotation, biological process: homocysteine metabolic process. Gene Ontology annotation, cellular component: cytosol.